UAAAUGCGUAAAUUGCCUUUCUUCUUAAUUUGUUGAAAUUGUUUUAGCCUUUAUCUUGCGGUUAGUAUAAGUAUUGCUACGUUUCAACAAAACUUAGGAAUCUCAAACCAUCAGGUAAAAUGAUCUUGCUUCUAGUUCUAGUUGUGGCUGUCAGUUUAAUAGGCUCUUAUGUGUACAAGUCCAUAAAACCACCGCCACCAAUUCCGCUGCCGGAGAAUGUUUCAGAGAUAUGCCCAAGAGUCAAGCUCAAUGAUGGGAGAUAUUUAGCCUACAGAGAAUUAGGGUUUCCAAAAGAUAAAGCCAAAAACAAAAUAAUCAUUCUCCACGGAUAUGGAAGUUCCAAGCUAGUCGAUUUGAAAAUCACACAGGAAAUGAUUGAGGAAUUCGAGAUAUACUUCUUGCUCUUCGAUAGAGCUGGUUAUGGAGAAAGCGAUCCUCUUCCAUCACGAACACUGAAAACGGAUACAUACGAUAUCGAAGAACUCGCUGACAAAUUGCAAAUCGGUCCAAAGUUCCAUGUCUUAGGAAUGUCACUCGGGGCUUAUCCAGUUUACGGCUGCCUCAAAUACAUUCCUCAUAGACUAAGUGGAGCAACGUUGGUGGUCCCGUUACUGAAUUAUUGGUGGAGUCGUAUGCCUCAAGACUUGUUGAGUUCGGCGCUUAAGAAAUUACCAAUUCAAAACCAACGGACAUUUCGAGUUGCACACUACUUGCCAUGGUUGUUUUAUUGGUGGAUGACUCAGAAAUGGUUCUCACCGUUUAGUCAGAAUCCAAGAGAGACUAUGACCGACCGCGACAUAGAACUCGCGGAUAAGCAUACGAAACACGCCUAUAUCAAGGAAUCUGCUCUACGACAAGGCGAAUAUGUGAGCAUGCAUCGAGACAUCAUUGCGGGUUUCAUGAAUUGGGAGUUUGAUCCAACCGAAUUGCUCAAUCCAUUUUCAGAUGAUAACAAAGGGUCGGUUCACAUUUGGUGUGCACUCGAAGACAAGCAAAUUUCUCGCGAGGUUUUACUCUAUAUGUGCGAUAAGCUGCCAUGGGUAAAACUUCAUCAAGUCCCUGAAGCUGGACAUCUUAUUAUCCAUGAGAAGCAGCAUUUUGAAGAUAUUAUCAAAGCCGCAUGUAAAAUGAUCUUGCUUCUAGUUCUAGUUGUGGCUGUCGGUUUAAUAGGCUACCAUGUCUACAAGUCCAUAAAACCACCGCCACCAAUUCCGCUGCCGGAGAAUGUUUCUGAGAUAUGUCCAAGAGUCAAGCUCAAUGAUGGGAGAUACUUAGCCUACAGGGAAUUAGGGUUUCCAAAAGAUAAAGCCAAAAACAAAAUAAUCAUUCUCCACGGAUAUGGAAGUUCCAAGCUAGUUGAUUUGAAAAUCACACAGGAAAUGAUUGAGGAAUUCGAGAUAUACUUCUUGCUCUUCGAUAGAGCUGGUUAUGGAGAAAGCGACCCUCUUCCAUCACGAACACUGAAAACGGAUACAUACGAUAUCGAAGAACUCGCUGACAAAUUGCAAAUCGGUCCAAAGUUCCAUGUCUUAGGAAUGUCACUCGGGGCUUAUCCAGUUUACGGCUGCCUCAAAUACAUUCCUCAUAGUCAAAAUCCAAGAGAAACUAUGACCGACCGUGACAUAGAACUCGCGAGUACUCAUUCGAAACAGGCAUAUAUCAAGAUCCCCAAUUACUUUUACCCGGUCAAGGAAUCUGCUCUACGACAAGGCCAAUAUGUGAGCAUGCAUCGAGACAUCAUUGCGUCUUUCGGGAAUUGGGGUUUUGAUCCAACCGAAUUGCUUAAUCCAUUUUCAGAUGAUAACAAAGGGUCGGUUCACGUUUGGUGUGCACUCGAAGACAAACAAAUUUCUCGCGAGGUUUUACUUUAUAUGUGCGAUAAGCUGCCAUGGGUAAAACUCCACGAGGUCCCUAACGCUGGACAUCUUAUUAUCCAUGAUAAGCAGCAUUUUGAAAAUAUUAUCAAAGCCGCAUGUAGUUAAAUGAAC
Thlaspi arvense is the source of this 1988-nucleotide messenger RNA. Lineage: Eukaryota; Viridiplantae; Streptophyta; Magnoliopsida; Brassicales; Brassicaceae. The record is from the annotation of a GenBank genome assembly.